GUGCAGGUCAAAGCAAAUGCUGUUAGAGCUCUGGGGAAUCUUGCACGAUUUGUUCAAUUUACAAACCAACUAACUGCGCGUAGAGAGCCCAUUGAUUGCAUGGCCUCGACGCUAAUAGAUGAUGGCCAAAAUUUGUCGAAGGAUGAUCUGAACGAAAGGUCAGAUUCUUUCCGGUCAGCAUCUUCAGGGAAUUUCCAUUGGCUUGGAAAGAUGGUGCAGGCAUUUCUUUCUUGUGUGACAACUGGAAAUGUUAAGGUUCAGUGGAACGUCUGUCACGCAUUGAGCAAUUUAUUUUCCAAUAAGACUUUGAAACUGCAAGACAUGAAUUGGGCUCCUUCUGUUUUUAGUAUCCUCUUGCUGCUGCUUCGUGAUUCUUCUAAUUUCAAAAUCAGGAUACAAGCUGCUGCUGCUCUGGCUGUUCCAGAAAGUAUAAAUGGUGAAUGACU
This is a messenger RNA of Olea europaea var. sylvestris, 446 nucleotides long. Its product is annotated as HEAT repeat-containing protein 6-like. The coding region runs from base 100 to 444 and encodes 114 amino acids. The record is from RefSeq and is a predicted model, not a curated record. NCBI's taxonomy places the organism in Eukaryota, Viridiplantae, Streptophyta, Magnoliopsida, Lamiales, Oleaceae. The transcript has 3 exons.